AUGCGUCUGGCUUUAUAUUUUAUAUUAAUAAGUUCAGUCGAAACACAUAGUGUGUUUUUGAACAACCUAUUAAAGACCCUUGAGAAAGAGCUUCAUUACAAUACAAUACUUCUUUUAACUCAAAGUAACACGUGCUGGAAUCUACAAGACUUUCAAGAAGAGUUUCCCAUUCUAAACUUCAAUGCAAAUUACAAUGUGUAUCUAAAAGAUGCUUUCAACUCAAAUAUACUGGUACUGGUUUGCUUGGAAAAAACUGAAAAAGAUAUAAUGAAGGCACUGUAUAGUAAUCUUGAAGAUAUGCGAGAUACACCCACCAUACUAUUCGGGUCUUCAGAUAGCCACAUUCAUAAACUAUUCCAGCAGUGCUUAAGUGAAAGUAUGCUCAAUGUGUUGGCAUUUAAGGGAUCAAACAGAGGGUUUAUCUACAGCUUCAAGGCAUUUCCAAAAUUAAGCAUAAUAAAACGAAAUGUAAUGGAAAUUCGACAAUACUUUGAGCCUCAACUCCAAGACAUGGGGGGAUAUACCUUAGAGGCACUACCCGACAACAUAAUCCCUCGAACUGUGGUCUACCGAGAUGCCGACGGAACUCGCCAGUUGGGUGGAUAUCUCAACGCCUUCAUACGGAACUAUGUUAACACCAUGAAUGCAACUCUUCACAUUUGCUGGGAUCUAGUACCUGAAGAGGGUAUGAGGCAUUUGACGAAUAUUACCAAGCUGUCGGAGAUGAAGCACGUCGAUUUUCCGCUGGGUAUUGAUGGUCUGGGCAUUGACUCAAGCAAAACUAACAUUCCUAUGGAGGUAUCCAGCUGGUUCCUGAUGGUACCCAUGGAAAGCCCCCGUGGCCGAAAUCGUUUCUUUAUUGAAUUUCCUCUAAGAAGACUAAUACCUCUUGCGUUCCUGAUGGCUUUAGUGCUAGGUAAUUUCCAUCGUUUGGAAUCGGCCUUGAGUCCCAGCUGGCGAUGCUGCUUUGUCGGAGAUAAAGUUUUGCGAGGAUCCCUGGCACAGCCUUUUACCUUACCCCGAAGACUAUCCACCAAACUGAUGUGUAUUUAUUGGUUGAUCCUGCUGAAUGGUUUCUUUUUCAGCAACUUUUAUAUGGCCAGUUUGGAGACCUGGCUAGUUCAUCCACCAGCGAAUGAGAAAAUCCAGGGCUGGGAUCAAAUUCGUAGCCGGAAGCUUAAAAUCCUUAUUAUACCAACUGAGUUGAAUUACCUAGCCUUUACAAUGGGCUCCGAGUUUGUGGAUACCCACAGCGAUAUAUUCCAGAUGACGAACUCUACGGACUUUCAGAGAAAACGCAUCUCGAUGGAUCAAUCUUAUGCCUAUCCUGUGACCUACACCCUAUGGCCAUUUCUGAUGCACUCUCAAGAUAGACUUCGUCGACCCAUUUUCCGUCGAUCCAAGGAGCUGGUUUUCAAGCCAUUUAUAAUUUUGGCAUUGCACCUGCCAAGGAACUCCAUUUUCUACAAGUCCCUUCUUCGCUACACAGAUUUAACUCACGCUACUGGGCUGUAUAGAUUUUGGUUCAGAAACACCUUUAACGAACUUGUGGUCCUUCGAAAGAUCUCCUACAAAGAAGAUGAGGUUGAGGUGUAUUGCGAUCUCAAAUGGCUGGACUUUUUGUAUGUAUGGCUGGCCUUUUUGGUAGGAACUAUCUUAAGUUUUCUGGCGUUUCUCUGGGAGCUUGGUUACUACAGGUGGCAUUGAAAGAAAACACCACUCCAAAUGAAUUUAUAAUAUAUCAACUUAUUAACCACAAAUAAAUGCUAAUCGUUCUGUCAAUUUCAUGGGUUUAUGGUUAUGGAACUAUUCUUGCAGGUCAUGGAAAUAUAUUGAUUAAAUGGUUGGCAGCAGAGCAACCUUGACCAAUAUGCCUAUCUCAAUUUGAACUAAACUAAACUACAAUCAAUCUAAAACUAAACUACACUGAGGAUAAUGCAGAGCAACCUAUCUUAUCAGGAGGAUUUAUUCAGUCUGCUGGUUUACUUCCAAUGGCAUCGAUAAGAAAGCAAUCUAAGGUCCUAACUCUAUUAAAUAAUUGUUGAUAUGCCAAUAAAAUUCAUGAGAACACUAUUAACUAAUUUUUGA
Molecule: messenger RNA, 2088 nt
Organism: Drosophila subpulchrella
Lineage: Eukaryota; Metazoa; Arthropoda; Insecta; Diptera; Drosophilidae
Exons: 1
Coding region: 1-1707 (568 amino acids)
Source: RefSeq, a predicted model, not a curated record